Molecule: messenger RNA, 1948 nt
Organism: Manduca sexta (tobacco hornworm)
Lineage: Eukaryota; Metazoa; Arthropoda; Insecta; Lepidoptera; Sphingidae
Gene: NELF-B
Product: negative elongation factor B
Exons: 1
Coding region: 141-1904 (587 amino acids)
Biological process (GO): negative regulation of transcription elongation by RNA polymerase II
Cellular component (GO): nucleus; NELF complex
Source: RefSeq, a predicted model, not a curated record
UAACUGACACUGACGUAUUUGAGAAGUGACAAUGACAAUUGACAUUAUUGCUUAAACUUAAAGUUGUGUUUGGAGUGUUUAUUUUGUUGAUUUUUAAUUUUUUCGUAAUCAUUUUGUAUAGAUGAUAAUAAGUUAAAAUCAUGGCAUCUUCAAGCAAACUGCCCGGCACCGGCCUGGAAGAUGUCGGGGUGCCCGGGCAAGCGUACCUCCGCGAUGCCCUAACAAGUUGCACCGAUCCGCUAAAAGCUAUAGAAGAGUUUCAAUUGGAAAACGGUAUUUUAUUACCUUCUUUAAGACCUAUGUUACCAUUAUUAGACCUACAUGGGGUGCGUAGACUUGAUUUCCAUACAUCUGUAUUAGAGGAACUACGGGACAAACUUAUUGUGCACAUCAACGAACUCGGCACCAAAGAGAACAAGGAUAAUGACAAGAAACUAAAAGAAUUAUUGAACAAAAGUUUUUCAGUAGUCAGAGUGAAAGCUUUGAGACCAGUCAUUAUGAGUAUCUUGAAAAAUAUACCUCAUAUUGAUGAUAAAUAUCUGAGAGUGUUGGUACGAGAUAGAGAAUUGUAUAAUGACACCGACACUGAAGUGAAGAGGCAGAUCUGGCAGGACAAUCAAUCACUAUUUGGUGAUGAAGUCUCACCACUACUCAGUCAGUAUAUUAGAGAAAAAGAGAAUGUACUUUUUGAUCAUGAAAAUCUAACCAAUUUAUUCUUCUCGCCAUCCCCUAAAGUAAGAAGGCAGGGAGCAGUCGUGCAAAAACUUGCACACAUGAUUGGCAACAGUGUAAAGUUAUAUGACAUGGUGUUGCAAUUCCUCCGUACCCUGUUUCUUCGAACAAGAAAUGUCCAUUACUGUACCUUAAGGGCAGAAUUGCUUAUGGCCUUGCAUGAUCUUGAAAUUCAAGAUAUUAUAUCUGUAGAUCCAUGUCAUAAAUUCACAUGGUGCUUGGAUGCAUGUAUUAGAGAAAGAAAUGUUGACAUAAAAAGAUCUAGAGAACUACAAGGAUUUUUAGACAGUAUAAAGAGGGGACAAGAACAAGUUCUAGGUGACCUAUCAAUGACUCUGUGUGAUCCAUAUGCAAUAAACUUUUUAGCAACUUCAGCAAUCAAAAUAUUGCAACACUUAAUUAAUACUGAAGGACUUCCCAGAGACAACACAAUUCUGAUACUUUUAUUAAGAAUGUUAGCACUGGGUCUGAGUGCUUGGGUGAUGAUUGAUUCCCAAGAGUUCAAAGAGCCAAAGUUAGAUAGCCAAGUGGUCACUAAAUAUCUCCCAGCAUUAAUGUCAUUGAUGGUGGAUGAUCAAGUGAGAGCUCUUCAUAACAAAUUACCACCAGAUGAGAGAGAAUCUGCUAUAACAACGAUUGAGCAUUCAGGGCCACCUCCCGAUGCCUGUGAGGCUUACAUGAGGGAGAGCUCAGUUUGUGGUGUUUUAGCAAUGUAUUACACAUUGCAUGCAGCUAAAUUACGUGACAGAGGAGCUUUACUUCGAAUUCUAAGUAUUUUAGGCAGUUGCAAAGAUGGCAGAGCAUAUGAAGACCCUUUCUUACAUGCCCUAGUAUCACUAUUGGUGCAACUGCCUGAUGAAUUCCAAGGGGAAGAUUUCAGUACAGUAUUAUUUGAUGAGUUUUUCUUUGCUGGCCUUUCUAAAGAUAAUGUAACCAGACAUUUAUUGAAAUUGCUGUGGUACAUACAUUCUAAGUUGCCAGAGACAAGGAUUCAGACUCUAAUGAAAGCUUUACAGCCUGGCACUCAACACAAUGAGUCUGUGCACAAGUUAUAUGAGUCCUUACAGCAAAAAUUGAAUGCUCAAGUAGAGCCAGUGCCCAGCACUAGUGAAAUGGAAUAUCUGGACUCGCCACUCAUGAGUGUACCCACACCUGCGCCUUAUCAUAUGUAAUACUAUAUUAUAAUGUUAUUUUAAAUAAAGAUCUUUAAAAUUAA